Gossypium raimondii (Peruvian cotton) is the source of this 918-nucleotide messenger RNA. RefSeq lists its product as uncharacterized. The record is from RefSeq and is a predicted model, not a curated record. The coding region runs from base 1 to 918 and encodes 305 amino acids. The transcript has a single exon. NCBI's taxonomy places the organism in Eukaryota, Viridiplantae, Streptophyta, Magnoliopsida, Malvales, Malvaceae. Gene Ontology annotation, molecular function: nucleic acid binding; RNA-DNA hybrid ribonuclease activity.
AUGAAAAGAAGUGCAAUAGCUGACUUUCUAGCUAGCAGAGCCUUGGAGGAUUAUGAGCCUUUGAACUUUUAUUUUCCAAAUAAGGACUUGAUGUAUGUGGCAACCACUGAAGGAAAUUUUCGAAUAGAUCAUAUGUGGAAGCUAAACUUUGAUAGAGCCUCAAAUGCUGUAGGUAACGAAAUUGGGGCAAAUUUGGUAUCCCCAAGCGAAGAUCAUUAUCCUAUUGCUAGCAAAUUGAAUUUUGAUUGCACGAACAAUAUGGUAGAAUAUGAAGCAUGCAUUAUGGGCAUUCGUGCAGCUAUUGAACGUAAAAUCAAAGUGCUAAAAGUGUAUAGGGAUUCCACAUUGGUGAUAUAUCAACUCAAAGGAGAAUGGGAAACAAGAGACCCUAAACUAAUCAGUUAUCGAAAGAUGGUUCUUGAAUUAAUGGAUGAGUUUGAUAACAUCACUUUCUGUUACCUCCCAAGAGACGGAAACCAGAUGGCUGACGCAUUGGCCACCCUAGCCUCUAUGAUCCAAAUGAACAAGUUAGAAGACAUGAACCCUAUUCAAAUGAGUAUUUUUGAAACCCCGAUUCAUUGCUAUAGUAUUGAGGAAGAGGAAAAAGAUGACCAUCCUUGGUACCUGAAUAUACUGCAGUAUGUGAAAAAUCCUGAGUAUCCAGAUCAGGCGACAGAGAAUGAUAAGACAGCAUUGAGAAGAAUAGCCAUUGACUAUGUCCUAGACGGGGAAAUCCUAUACAAAAAUGGGAGGGAUCAGGUACUGUUAAGAUGUGUGGACGCAGUGGAAGCUAGAAAAAUUCUAAGAGAGGUCCAUGAGUGUAUCUGCAAAACACAUGCAAAUGGUUUCACAAUGGCCAGGCAGAUCAUGAGAUUCGGGUACUACUGGUUCACUAUGGAAAGAGAUUGCAUCAAUUAA